UAUUUUUCGCUCCAUAAGACACUCCAAAAAAUGGGGGAAAAUGUCUGUGCAUCUUAUGGAGCGAAUAUAAUGUGCUCGGACCGGUAUUCCUUCAGUCGCCGCCACCGUGUUAGAAUACUGGGCCGGUCGCUUAGCUCUACUGUGCAGAAGAACCUGCUCCUUGGUCCUACCUGUUCCUCGGUCCAGCGGUAUCCUGCUUUCACCGGCUGUCUUCUCUCUCUGGCUCCGGCAUCUUCAGUGUGGGCACCCGGCUUCAGCGAGAAGCGCUGUGCUUUGUGAAUGGACCCGUAGUGUUCUGGGACCUGUCACGUGUCCUAAAAGACUAUGGGGAGGAAGGGGAGAGGACAACUCCUCGAAAGUGGGAGCGGGUCAUCUCCUUCUCUGGCUAUCUCCUGCAAUAUGUCCGCAGUCUCUGGUCAUCUCCUGUACUGUGUCUGCAGUCCCUGGUCAUCUCCUGUACUGUGUCUGCUGUCCCUGGUCAUCUUCUGUACUAUGUCCGCAGUCUCUGGUCAUCUCCUGCAAUAUGUCCGCAGUCUCUGGUCGUCUCCUGUACUAUUUCCGCAGUCUCUGGUCGUCUCCUGUACUGUGUCUGCUGUCCCUGGUCAUCUCCUGCACUGUGUCCGCAGUCUCUGGCCAUCUCCUGUACUGUGUCCGCAGUCUCUGGUUAUUUCCUGUAGUAUGUCCGCAGUCUCUGGUCAUCUUCUGUACUGUCUGCAGUCUAUGGUCAUCUCCUGUACUGUGUCCGCAGUCUCUGGU
Staurois parvus is the source of this 756-nucleotide messenger RNA. Lineage: Eukaryota; Metazoa; Chordata; Amphibia; Anura; Ranidae. The record is from the annotation of a GenBank genome assembly.